Messenger RNA from Suillus fuscotomentosus, 570 nucleotides. RefSeq lists its product as uncharacterized. The record is from RefSeq and is a predicted model, not a curated record. The transcript is spliced from 7 exons. Bases 1 to 570 code for a protein of 189 amino acids. NCBI's taxonomy places the organism in Eukaryota, Fungi, Basidiomycota, Agaricomycetes, Boletales, Suillaceae.
AUGUCUGCAGUUGAACGUUCAGCGGCCCGCUGUGAUCACCGUCCUACUGAGAGAGCUCAGUAUAUCUCUGAGACUCACAAGGACAAAGAAAAUCACCAGCACCAGCAGGUCAAUAAGGCCCAUGAAUGUCAAGAGAAGGCUCGUCAGAAGGCAAGCAAGGCUGCUGAAUACGAAGCUUACAAGAACAAUACUGGAUGCACUCAAGUCUCCGCAGUGCUGUUGAGUGAAGAUCCUGGUGUAUGUUUUUUACAAGUCAAACUGGACCCAAACUUGGUUGCAUGGAAAAGUACAGUGCCACUCGCACCACACCAGGUCACAUUGAACAAGACUCCACAUCUCAACACAUUGACACCAGAAAAAGCUGCUGAGCUGUUGUGUCUGCAUGAGGCUGUGCUGGCCAAACAAGAAAUGAGUCCAGUUGCGGCAUUGUCUCGAGGUGGUCCCCACCCUAGUUCAGGCCUCAACAAUACUAUAACUCGCUCUCCUAGCCCAACUGACGAGGCCUUAUUCGACGAAGCUAUUGAAGGGUUGGGGUAUAAAUCAAACCAUCAAAACAGCGGUGUCACAUGA